This is a messenger RNA of Rhodamnia argentea, 1336 nucleotides long. RefSeq names its product MYB-like transcription factor ODO1. NCBI's taxonomy places the organism in Eukaryota, Viridiplantae, Streptophyta, Magnoliopsida, Myrtales, Myrtaceae. The coding region runs from base 91 to 990 and encodes 299 amino acids. The transcript is spliced from 2 exons. The record is from RefSeq and is a predicted model, not a curated record.
CGGCAGAGCUAGAGAGAGAAACUAGAGAGAGAGAGAGAGAGAGAGAGAGAGAAGAAUUUGGAUGAACAAUAUUAUCAGGAGGUGCUAGUCAUGGGGAGGCAACCUUGCUGUGACAAACUGGGGGUGAAGAAAGGGCCAUGGACGGCGGAGGAGGACAAGAAGCUCAUCAACUUCAUCCUCACCAACGGCCACUGCUGCUGGCGCGCCGUCCCCAAGCUCGCCGGCCUCCGCCGCUGCGGCAAGAGCUGCCGCCUCCGCUGGACCAACUACCUCCGCCCCGACCUCAAGCGUGGCCUCCUCAGCGAGGCGGAGGAGCAGCUCGUCAUCGACCUCCACGCCCGUCUCGGCAAUAGGUGGUCGAAGAUCGCGGCGAGGUUACCAGGGAGAACCGACAACGAAAUAAAGAACCAUUGGAACACCCACAUCAAGAAGAAGCUCCUCAAGAUGGGGAUCGAUCCUGUCACUCACGAGCCCUUGGACAAGCCUCAGGAAACUCCGUCCGAACACGACCCGGAAGUAUCUCUGUCGUCGUCGCAAGCGGACCCUAUGUCCGGAUCGCCCGCCAACACGCACCAACCCAACAACACGCAUGUCAUGGACGAGUACAACUCAUCCUCGUCCUCGCCGUCCGCCUCGUCCGCCGAGAACUGUUGCGCCGGCGCGGACGAGCCGAUGGUCUUGCUCGAGUACAUCUGCAGCGGCGGCCUCUCUGGCGACGACCAGUCGUUCUUGAUGGACAGCUUGUGGGUGGACGAAUCACAGGCGGCAGGGCCCACGGCUCUCGACUCAUCACAAAAAGAAAACCCGAGCGGCCAAGAAGUGGCGGGUUUGUUCCCGUCCUGGCCAGAGGAGAGCGAGAGCUUCUCGUGGUUGUUGGGAGGUCAAGAUUGCGGCGUUCAUGACUUUGGCGGGUUCGAUUGCCUCGGCGGCGAUGGUACGACGAACAUACUCGAUGGCUUAGACUUAGGGAUGAUAGACAAGAUAUUUUAGCAUGAAACGUACGAUCAGACUCCGUAUGUUUGUGUCUGUGUGUGUGUAACAAGAAUACGUGAAAGAUGUAUCAACCAUAAUCAUCAUGUCCCCGUGAAUACGUUCGUACGUAGGAUAUAAUCUUAGUUUAAAACGUUUCUCUAGGGUAAACAGGUGAAAGUGUAGGCGGCCAAAGUGGGUCGUCUCGUCCCGAUGACAUGGCAGGAGACAAGGACAGUGAUGCCAAAACCUCGCGAAUCACUCACUCAAACCAAAGGUGGGAUCAUGUACUAAGUCACGUCUUAAUCCAAAGACAAAAAAGACAUGUAGGGAAUUGUAAACAUGCCACGUGGGACGGUGUAUAGGU